Molecule: messenger RNA, 2018 nt
Organism: Mollisia scopiformis
Lineage: Eukaryota; Fungi; Ascomycota; Leotiomycetes; Helotiales; Mollisiaceae
Product: MFS multidrug transporter-like protein
Exons: 7
Coding region: 159-1814 (551 amino acids)
Biological process (GO): transmembrane transport
Cellular component (GO): membrane
Molecular function (GO): transmembrane transporter activity
Source: RefSeq, a predicted model, not a curated record
UGAUGCAAUUCACAAUCGGUAUGGGGAAUACUGGCCCGCCCGAGUAGGACGGGUACAAUAAGUCCGCCGGUAGCCUAUCGAAGGCCUAGAAGAACCUGGACAGUUGCCCACAGGAUGCUGCUCUACCAGCUCCUUUGAUCUUGAAAUUCUCAUCAAAGAUGGGCUCUGAGAAGCCUCAAGAAAGAGAGACAUCGAUUGUCGUCGCUGAUACUAAUGCAAAUGCCCCCACAACGUUGUUUGCGCCAGUAAAGUCGGCAACUGAAGAAUUGCCACCUCUUUCCGCUGGAGCGUCAAGGGGCAGUGUUUUGCAGGAACCGACAAUACGCCAAGUAGCACCUUUAGUUCUGAUUUUGACAGGAGCUUCUUUCCUCAAUACAACUGGAGUGCAAUCAGUCGUCAUCAUCUUGCCAAGCAUUACUCGAGAUCUCCAUAUCCCAGAAACUCGACAAGAAUGGAUCGUCUCAGCCUAUGGCCUCACUUCAGCCGCCUUUCUUCUGCUUUGUGGCAAGCUUUCAGAUGUUUAUGGGAAGAGGUUGCUGUUCAUCCUGGGGUGCUUCUGGCUCACCGCUACUACCCUGGGGGCCGCUUUCUCUCCAAAUGAAAUCUGUAUGUACACGAUGAGAGCUUUGCAGGGCUUGGGUGCGGCAAUUACUAUUCCAACAGCCAUCGGAAUUAUUGGAUAUACAAUACCGCCUGGUCGAGUCAAGAACUAUAGUUUCGCUUUCUACUCGGGUGGCGCUCCAAUGGGACAAGUGUUGGGUAAUCUGCUGGGCGGCAUCAUUUCUGAAUACGCAAAUUGGAAAGUUGUGUUCUUCGUCAUAGCUGGUGUAGCUUUCGUCAUUGGAGCUAUCGCAAUCUUCGUUGUUCCAAAGGAACCGCCCAGUACUGGUGAUGCUGGUGAACAUCCUCGUGCAUCAGGUAUUGAUUGGACUGGCGCAUUUUUGUUCACAUCUGGUACUCUUUUGCUACUGAUCGCUCUUUCAGAAGGAGUGGCUCAACCUCAAGGAUGGAGGACACCCUUCGUCAUAGCAAUUCUCCUCGUCUCUGUUUUAUUCCUAGGCCUGUUCAUAUUUUGGCAACAUUAUCUGGAGAAGAUAUCAUCAGAGCCGCUGAUGCGUGUUUCUACGUUCAAGACGGGGCGCUUCUCGGCAGCUAUGGUGAUUGUGUUUUUCUUCUCAGCUGGCUUCACCAAUUUCUUGGUGUAUUCAACCUACUAUUACCAAGACCUUCAAUUAUUAUCACCAAUACAGACAACUCUUCGAUACAUUCCACUCGGCAUUUGUGGCAUCUUCUCAAUCUUCUGCUCGGGAUAUUUCAUGGCUCGAAUUCGAGGCAACUACAUCCUAAUCUUCGGAUUAGGCUCAGCCCUCAUCGCAAACAUUAUUUUCGCUGUCCCCAUUCCGCCAUCAACUACAUACUGGGCAUAUGGCUUCCCAGCAAUGUGUCUCGCUGCCUUCGGGGCUGACACAACAUACCCCUGCAUCGGACUCUUCACCACUCAAUCACUUCCCAGAAAAGACCAAGGCGUCGCAGGUGCCAUGUUCCAAACAAUCGCUGGUCUGGGUCGAGCUAUGUUCUUGCCGAUUACGGCAACAAUUCAAUCUAGUAUUCAGACUAGAGUCGCUAAUAGUAGCAAUGAUGCUAGUUAUGCAUAUCUGGAGGGACUAAGGGGUGUUGAAUGGUUUUGUGUUGCGUGCAUGGCGAUCUCCCUCCUGAUCACUGUGUUUGGAUUGCGGAAUAUUGGGAAGAUUGGAUUACUGAAGAAACUUGGGAAUGUGCAGUCAGCUGCGAAAGAGAAGGACGAAGAGACAUAACUGCCUUCGAAAUCCGAAUUGUUGAUUUCCGGAACCGCUCAAGGAUCGAGAAACUGCUCACGUGACCGAGAAAUUCUGUUUUAAUCUCCGGAGGUUUGCAAGUGGGAAGUAUUUCUUGCAGUGCACAUUCUUAAAGAUCUGUUCUAUUUCAUCCUAUUCCUUUUCGUAGCCGUUAGUACGGUUGCUGUUCAUUUUGUGGUUUUC